Molecule: messenger RNA, 1434 nt
Organism: Erigeron canadensis
Lineage: Eukaryota; Viridiplantae; Streptophyta; Magnoliopsida; Asterales; Asteraceae
Product: ferredoxin--NADP reductase, leaf-type isozyme, chloroplastic
Exons: 10
Coding region: 42-1148 (368 amino acids)
Molecular function (GO): oxidoreductase activity
Source: RefSeq, a predicted model, not a curated record
CUAACCUCAUUUCAACCUUCAUUUAUAUUAUCAUUCAAAAUAUGGCUGCUUCAGUUAGUGCUGUUGUCUCCCUUCCAUCUUCAAAAUCAUCUGCUGCUAUUUCAUCUUCAAGAUCAUCUCUCAUUUCUCAAGAAAGAGUCUCUUUCACUAAGGUGCCAUAUUACAAAAAUGUGUCAACAAGUGUUAAAUCAUUAUCAAUUAGAGCCCAAGUCACAACAGAUGCUGAGGCUCCUCCAGUUGCUAAAGUAGAGAAAGUUUCAAAGAAACAAGAAGAGGGUGUGAUUAUAAACACAUACAGACCAAAGGAACCAUAUAUCGGUCGGUGCCUUCUCAACACCAAGAUCACCGGUGAUGAUGCCCCUGGUGAAACUUGGCACAUGGUCUUCACCACAGAGGGUAAGAUCCAAUACAGAGAAGGACAAUCCAUUGGUGUCAUCCCAGACGGAAUUGAUCCCAAGAACGGAAAGCCACACAAACUGAGAUUGUAUUCCAUUGCUAGCAGUGCUAUUGGUGACUUUGGAGACUCCAAAACUGUCUCUCUAUGUGUGAAAAGACUUGUCUACACGAAUGACAAAGGCGAAGAAGUUAAAGGAGUUUGCUCAAACUUCUUAUGUGACUUGCCGCCUGGAGCCGAGGUGCAAAUAACGGGUCCAGUUGGAAAAGAAAUGCUUAUGCCAAAGGAUCCUAAUGCAACUGUUAUUAUGCUUGCAACUGGAACCGGUAUUGCUCCUUUCCGCUCAUUUAUGUGGAAAAUGUUCUUUGAGAAGCAUGAAGACUAUAAGUUUAAUGGUUUGGCAUGGCUCUUUUUGGGAGUUCCUACAAGCAGCUCCUUGUUAUAUAAAGAGGAAUUUGAGAAAAUGAAGGAGAUGAAACCAGAUAACCUGCGUGUUGACUUUGCUGUGAGUAGAGAGCAAACUAAUGAGAAGGGGGAGAAGAUGUACAUUCAAACCAGAAUGGCUCAAUACGACAGAGAGCUCUGGGAGUUACUCAAGAAAGACAACACCUUUGUAUAUAUGUGUGGGCUUAAGGGCAUGGAGAAGGGUAUUGAUGACAUUAUGACUUCAUUGGCUGCCGAAGAUGGUAUCGACUGGGUAACAUAUAAGAAGCAAUUGAAGAAAGAAGGGCAAUGGAAUGUGGAGGUUUACUAAGUGGUUUUGUAUCUUCUUGUACAAAUACAGCCCUCUCUUUGUAGAUAGCUCUGGAUGAUUGUUUCGACUGCAUAUUCAAAAGGAUACAGAAUCGAUAACGCCAUUAUGUGAGAGGGCUUCACCAGCAUUACAUGAAUGUAAUAAUGGUAGCAUAUUGUUCUUGUUCAUUGCUUCUCACUAUUUAUAGGCUAUGAUGUAUGUGUCUUUGAUUUCAUCUGAUUCCAAUAUGAUUUUGCCAUGUUACAUUGAGGACACAAGUCAAUGACAGAGCUACUUCUUUCGUGUA